AGUAAAAUAGACAGGUCUCCAGCUAGUUUCAUUCAUCUUACAUGUGGUGUUCACUCGUUCGCCGGUUAAUUAUUUAAAAGUGAAGGAAUUUAAAGAAAAGGAGGUAAUUGAAUCGUGCGAAUAGGUGGUGAAAAAAACUAAAAUUAUCGAGCCAUGCAUCAGGAAACGCUUCAGCUUAUUCAGGUCCUCGAGAAAACAGUUUCACCAGAUAAAAAUGAGCUGGAACAGGCAUCUAGCUUUCUGGAACAGGCUGCCUCAACAAAUUUACCAGAAUUCAUUAAAACUCUUUCUGAUAUCCUGAGACAUGGUGGUAAUAGUCCAGUGGCUCGAAUGGCUGCUGGUCUUCAGCUCAAAAAUCAAUUGACAUCGAAAGAUCCAAUAAUUAAGAUAAAUUACCAACAACGCUGGCUUGGUUUUCCAGAAGCAAUUCGCACAUAUAUUAAAAAAAAUAUUCUUGGUGCUUUGGGUACUGAGACUAGUCGACCAUCAUCAGCUGCACAAUGUGUCGCUUAUGUUGCUGUUACAGAAUUGCCACAUCGCCAAUGGCAAGGUUUAGUGAGCCAAUUAGUCACCAAUGUAGUGCAGCCAAAUUCUACAGAAAUGCAGAAAGAAGCUACAUUAGAAGCAAUUGGAUACAUCUGCCAAGAAAUUGAUUCUGAAGUUCUUAUUACACAGUCUAAUGAAAUAUUGACUGCAAUUAUACAUGGUAUGAGGAGUACAGAACCCAGCAAUCAUGUUCGUUUGGCUGCUACUCAAGCUCUACUCAAUUCACUUGAAUUUACUAAAGCAAAUUUUGAUAAAGAAUCUGAAAGAAAUUUCAUUAUGGAAGUUGUGUGUGAAGCCACCCAGUCAGCAGAUGCUCAGAUUAAAGUUGCAGCUCUGCAGUGCUUGGUAAAAAUCUUGUCAUUAUAUUAUCAGUACAUGGAACCGUAUAUGGCGCAGGCGCUGUUUCCAAUAACCCUGGAGGCAAUGAAGUCUGAGAACGAUGCAAUCGCUUUACAAGGUAUUGAGUUUUGGUCAAAUGUAAGCGACGAGGAAGUCGACUUGGCAAUAGAGGAUACUGAAGCAGCAGAUGCUGGAAGACCACCAGCGAGAGUAUCGAGACAUUACGCCAAGGGUGCUCUUCAGUAUAUAAUUCCAGUACUUUUACAAAAACUCACAAAGCAAGAUGAGUUGGACGAUGAUGAUGAUUGGAAUCCAAGCAAAGCAGCUGGAGUUUGUUUAAUGCUUUUGGCUACAUGUUGUGAGGAUGAGAUUGUUCCACAUGUUCUGCCAUUUAUAAAGGAAAACAUAAAAUCCGAAAACUGGCGGUUCAGAGAUGCCUCCUUGAUGGUAUUUGGUGCCAUUUUGGGUGGUCUUGAAAGUUCAACAUUAAAACCUCUUGUAGAGCAGGCUAUGCCUACUUUAAUUGAACUCAUGUACGAUAAUAGCGUUAUUGUUCGUGACACAGCUGCUUGGACUUUUGGGCGAAUUUGUGAAAUCAUACCGGAAGUGGCUAUCAAUGAACCUUUCCUUAAACCGCUUUUGGAAAGUUUUAUUCGCGCUCUUAAGACUGAGCCUAGAGUAGCAGCCAAUGUUUGCUGGUCUUUUACUGGAUUAGCUGAAGCCGCUUAUGAAGCAGCUGAUAUCAGUGAGGAAACAGGACAACCAGACACCUAUGUUCUAUCUCAAUAUUUCGAGUUCAUUAUUCAAAAUUUAUUGGAAACAACAGAUCGUGCUGAUGGAGGCCAAGCCAAUUUGAGGCCGGCAGCUUACGAAGCUUUAAUGGAGAUGGUCAAAAAUUCACCCAAAGAUUGUUACAUAACUGUUCAACGCACUACCAUGGUUAUUUUAGAGCGGCUGCAGCAAGUGCUUCAGAUGGAAACACAAAUUGCCAGUUACAAAGAUCGCUCUCAAUUUAACGAUUUACAGUCUCUUCUGUGUGGAACGUUGCAAUCGGUUCUUCGUAAAGUUACACCGCAGGAUGCUCCUCAAAUUUCUGAUGCCAUUAUGACUGCUAUGCUUACCAUGUUUAAUUCUAAUAAGUCGGGGGGCGUACAAGAAGACGCUCUUAUGGCUGUUUCCACUUUGGUAGAAGUUCUAAGUGAAGGAUUUAUGAAGUACAUGGAAGCAUUCAAGCCUUUCCUAUAUAUUGGCUUGAAAAACCACCAAGAAUAUCAGGUGUGUGGUACUGCUGUUGGCUUGACUGGAGAUAUAUUCAGAGCAUUAAAAAUAAAAGCACUUCCAUAUUGCGACGAGAUUAUGCAAUUAUUGUUAGAGAACUUAAGCGAUAGCUCUGUGCAUCGUUCUGUUAAGCCUCAAAUUUUGACAGUUUUUGGAGACAUUGUAUUGGGCAUUGGAUCCGAAUUUAAGAAAUACUUGGAUGUGGUUCUAACAACAUUAGCCCAAGCAUCUCAAGCGCAAGUCGACAGAAACGAUUACGAAAUGGUUGAAUAUUUGAAUGAAUUGCGCGAAGGAAUUUUGGAUGCAUAUACCGGCAUCAUUCAAGGUCUCAAGGGUGAUGGACCAACACCGCAUCCUGAUGUACGCAUGUUGGAAUCACACAUCCCACACUUGGUUGAUUUCAUUAUGUGUAUUGCUCGGGAUACCGAAAGGUCCGAAGGUACGAUCGCCGUUGCUGCAGGAUUAGUUGGAGAUUUGUGUGCUGCUUUUGGUGAACCCAUGCUGAACUACUUGGAUUUGGAUCCCAUCAAUGAAAUGUUGGUACAUGGGAAAAAGAGUCGCGUUAGCCGCACAAAAACCUUGGCAACCUGGGCUACCAAAGAGCUAAGGAAAUUGAAGAAUAACGUAACUGCUGCUGCUGCAAGCUGAUUUUCUUUGGCUAGUUGUGGUUUUACAGGAGACAUGAAUAAGAUGGCUUGGUCAACGGCAUCAUUAUUGGAAUCCCAUAACUCAUAUUUUUUUUAAUAAGUAAAUAUUUAAUUUCCGGAUAAUUUCGUAGUGUAUAAUCCGUUUAAAUCUAUCUACCAUGUCAAUCGAUAGCAACCAUAAAAAAGUAAUAAAUAAAUAACGAAAAACCUUUUAAGCGGAAAUUUAAAAUUUCAUAU
Molecule: messenger RNA, 3047 nt
Organism: Nicrophorus vespilloides
Lineage: Eukaryota; Metazoa; Arthropoda; Insecta; Coleoptera; Silphidae
Gene: Fs(2)Ket
Product: importin subunit beta
Exons: 4
Coding region: 154-2811 (885 amino acids)
Biological process (GO): protein import into nucleus
Cellular component (GO): cytoplasm; nucleus
Molecular function (GO): nuclear import signal receptor activity; small GTPase binding
Source: RefSeq, a predicted model, not a curated record